GAGAUGGAAUGAAAAAAAUAAAUUAAAUUAAAAGAUUAGAUUUGGAGCUUGCUAUUAUGGUAAAGGAAUCUUUGGAGUUUGGAGCUUGCUAUUAAUGGGGUCGAGACUACUGAGGGCCAGAACGUGAUUCAAUUCGGCUUUUUCGCGGCCCCAGUGACAAACGCACCCUUUUACUCUCCCUCUUCGACGAGAUCUUGAGAGAGCUGGACCCUUCUACACGGUAUGGCCAGUAAAAGAAAAGGCGCGCGCACGCACGCACUUCUCAGUAUUCCUGUAAGACAAAAGAAUAAGAAUGAACCGAUGUGAAGGGAGCUCGGCCCUACGCACAAUCCCUUCAGCAUUAUAAAUAACUUUUUGCCUGUGUCGAGCGUUAUUUGAUUUGGUAGCUCUUUCACAAAUGGCCAAGAUGAUUGUUCGGUCAAUGGCUUCGAAGCGGUCGAUAUCAACAUUGUCUAAUCUCCGUGAUAGGAUUAAGCAAACAGAGAAGGAGAUUGUCCAAAUGUUUUGUUUACAUAGUCCAAAAGAUGAAAUGCAAAACUUGCCCAUGAAGGGAAAACUAUCGAGGAAGGACCCCUCAGUCCGAACAUUGGAUGAGAGAUUUAUAAGGAUUUUGAAAAUAUUCAAGUGGGGACCUGAUGCUGAAAAGGCAUUGGAAGUGCUAAAGUUGAAAUUGGAUCAUCGAUUGGUGCGUGAGGUUUUGAAGAUAGAUGUCGAGGUCAGUGUUAAGAUUCAGUUUUUCAAGUGGGCUGCUAAGAGGAGGAACUUUGAACAUGACUCGGCAACAUACAUGGCCUUAGUCAAUUGCUUGGAUGAAGCUGGAUUAGUUGGUGAAAUGUGGAAGACGAUUCAGGAGAUGCUUAGGAGUACAAGUACCAUUGGUCAAGCUGAAUUAUCUGAAAUUGUGAAAAUCUUGGGUAAGGCUAAGAUGGUCAACAGGGCGCUAUCCGUCUUUUACCAGAUUAAAGGCCGCAAGUGCAAGCCCACAGCAAACACUUACAAUUCCAUGAUCUUGAUGCUGAUGCAUGAAGGACAUUACGAAAAAGUUCAUGAGCUUUAUAAUGAGAUGUGUAAUGAGGUUAACUGUUUCCCGGAUACUGUGACGUAUACCGCACUCAUAUCAGCAUUUGGGAAACUGGGUCGCGAGGAUUCUUCCAUUAGGUUGUUUGAUGAGAUGAAGGAGAAUGGCUUACAGCCAAGUGCAAAGAUUUAUACAACAUUAUUGGGAAUUUAUUUCAAGCUGGGUAGGGUAGACAGAGCUUUGAGUCUAAUCCAGGAAAUGAAAGAGAAGACGUGUGCCCUAACUGUCUUUACUUACACAGAAUUGAUAAAAGGGCUUGGUAAAACCGGGAGGAUUGAAGAGGCCUACAGUAUAUACAUCGAUAUGCUCAGAGAGGGGUGCAAGCCUGAUGUUGUGCUUAUAAACAAUCUGAUAAAUAUUUUGGGAAGAGCUGGCCGUGUGCAAGAUGCUUUUAAGAUUUUUAAUGAAAUGGAGUCAUUGCAGUGCAAACCUAAUGUUGUGACCUAUAACACUGUUUUAAAAGCUUUAUUUGAAUCCAAAGCUCCAGCUUCUGAGGCUUCUUCAUGGGUUGAGAAGAUGAAGGCAAAAGGUGUUGCUCCUAGCUCGUUUACCUAUUCAAUCCUUAUUGACGGUUUUUGCAAAACAAAUAGAGUUGAGAAAGCUUUACUGCUUCUUGAAGAGAUGGACGAAAAGGGUUUUCCUCCUUGCCCAGCUGCCUAUUGCAGCCUGAUAAAUAGUCUUGGAAAAGCAAAACGGUAUGAAGCUGCAAAUGAGCUGUUUCAAGAAUUGAAAGAGAACUGUGGAUUUUCAAGUGCUCGAGUGUAUGCCGUAAUGAUCAAACAUUUUGGAAAAUGUGGGCGUCUCACUGAAGCCAUAGAUCUUUUUUAUGAGAUGAAGAAACUUGGAUGCAAUCCUGAUGUUUAUUCUUAUAAUGCACUCAUGUCGGGGAUGGUAAGGGCUGGCAUGAUAGAUGAAGCUCACUCCUUACUUAGAACCAUGGUAGAAAAUGGUUGCAUUCCAGACAUAAACUCGCAUAAUAUCAUUCUAAAUGGCUUGGCUAGAACUGGUGGCCCAAAGCGGGCUAUGGAGAUGUUCACACAAAUGAAGCAUUCAAAUAUUAAGCCAGAUGCAGUUUCUUACAACACUCUUCUCGGCUGUCUCAGCCGGUCUGGUAUGUUCGAGGAAGCUGCUAAGCUGAUGAAAGAAAUGAAUUCAAAAGGUUUUGAGUAUGACCUCAUCACCUACUCGUCAAUACUUGAGGCAGUUGGUAAGGUCGAUGAAGUUUGUACUUUGUAGUCAUGUCACUUUGUGAAAGAGCUCGGCAUGGCAUAUAUGUUCCUUUCAUAUUUGUUUCCGUUGGGGUAAUACUUUAACUUUUUCUAUUUACCACCCUCACCCC
This is a messenger RNA of Carya illinoinensis, 2417 nucleotides long. RefSeq names its product pentatricopeptide repeat-containing protein At3g16010. The record is from RefSeq and is a predicted model, not a curated record. Lineage: Eukaryota; Viridiplantae; Streptophyta; Magnoliopsida; Fagales; Juglandaceae. The coding region runs from base 398 to 2314 and encodes 638 amino acids. The transcript is spliced from 3 exons. Gene Ontology annotation, molecular function: protein binding.